Messenger RNA from Phytomonas sp. Hart1, 1263 nucleotides. Lineage: Eukaryota; Euglenozoa; Kinetoplastea; Trypanosomatida; Trypanosomatidae. The record is from the annotation of a GenBank genome assembly.
AUGGCACCUCCCCCGGGAAGGCUUCCGGAUCCCAGGAGUGCCGGCGGCGAUUUCGGAUCGCAUCAUAAUCAACAACACGAAACCAACUUCAGUGAUAGCGCUUACCACAAGCAGAAGCGUCAAAAAACUAGCUCAGGGAAUGCCAAAACUAACACUAGUUACCAGAAUCCCCCUAAGCGAUGGUCCUACAUAUUACAGGAUAUUCCCGGUGUGGUCUUACGUACUCUUAACGACAUCAACAAGGGCUACGUCGCGCGUGUACUUGCUGUGGCUGGGGUUGUAAUAGGAACAAGCUACGGCAUCUACCACGUUUUUCUAGUACCUUGGCAGGAAAGGAAACCGCUUGCGCGGCGCUGGUAUCUUUUCUGCCCACGCGUCCCCAUCACACUCCUCGAAAAAAAUCGAGAGGAGGGGAGUCAGAUGAUUGUCUACCGCUUCGCACUACCUCAUUCGUACGAUUACGCCGGGUACGAGCCGGUGAGCUCGGUGCGCAUGUAUAGUGGAUGUGUGCGGCAACUUUCCUCUCUCACACGGUGGUAUACCCCGAUCAGCCACCCCCGCGAGCGAGGCUUUAUAGAAUUCGCAAUCAAAGAUUGCGAUCCAGGGCGAAUGUCAGGUCGGCUGCGGUACCUGGAGCGAGGCGACGUUGUCUACCUCGGCCGCUGGAUGAAGGAAUUUCACUACAAACCCAACAAAACCCCCGAGAUCGGUCUGAUCUGCAGCACCAGUGGGGCCUCCGUAGCGCUGCAGCUGAUGAACAUCAUUGCCCGGAACCCUGAGGACCGAACUAAACUGUCCCUCCUUUAUUGCCAUUGUACGGCGGGGAAUAUCCCUUUCAAAACGACCUAUUUUGACCCUUUUCAGGCCCAAAACCCGGAUCGCAUUGUCGUUCGCUACAACGUGCUCACGAUGGGAACGAAGUCCCACCCGGGGCUGGUCCUGCAUGAGAACUUGUUUGUCGGCAACCUCGAUCCUUCCACCCUCCAAGCUGCCCUUCCACCGCCGCGGAGUUUUGUUCGCCCCGACCUUAUGAGUGGGACGGACGUCCCAGGCAGCACUCUCGAAACGUAUCGCGCAAACAUCCUGGUCUGCGGUCCACAAACGAUGCUCAACUACCUGUGCGGCCGCGUGAAUCCGAUUUUUAAUUUCACGUAUUGGCAAGGGGGUUUUUGGCGAUACGGUGGUUUCAUGAAGGAUAUGGGGUACAAGAGGCAACAGGUCUACAAGUUUGGGACCUCGACACACAUUUUUGCGGUCCAUUAG